This is a messenger RNA of Cornus florida, 824 nucleotides long. RefSeq lists its product as uncharacterized. The record is from RefSeq and is a predicted model, not a curated record. The transcript has 3 exons. Lineage: Eukaryota; Viridiplantae; Streptophyta; Magnoliopsida; Cornales; Cornaceae. Bases 186 to 590 code for a protein of 134 amino acids.
AUCCGCCUUGCCAAACAUAAAUAUAUCCCUUGUUAUAUACAAGUAUUAUUGUCAAGAAAGUGACGGCCUUUUCAUUCUAUCUUCAAAGGACACACACAGAUCUCCGACUCUCUUCCGAAACCUUAAACAAACGCUCCUUUUUCCGUCCUCCGAUUCUCUUCUCCGCAAAUCAGGGUUUGUUGGAAAUGGCUGAACAAAAGAAGCAACCAGUUUUCACCAAGGUCGACCAGCUGCGACCUGGAGCAAAUGGCAUUAACCUUACAGUAAAAGUUGUUUCUUCUAAGAUGAUAAUGCAGAGGGGUCGUGCUGAUGGAACUCAGGGACGCCAAAUGCGACUUGCUGAAUGUUUGGUUGGCGAUGAGACAGGAAUGAUAAUCUUCACCGCAAGAAAUGAUCAAGUGGACGUGAUGAAAGAGGGUACAACUGUAAUCCUACGUAAUGCAAAAAUCGACAUGUUCAAGGGGUCGAUGAGGCUUGCUGUGGACAGAUGGGGCCGCGUUGAAGUCACCGAGGCUGCUGAUUUUUCUGUCAAGGAAGACAGCAAUCUCUCCCUGAUAGAGUUCGAACUUGUGAAUGUCGUUGAAGGGUGACUUGGUAAUUGACUCUUUCUUCCGUGUUACAUCCACAACCCUAAAAUACGUGGAGGACGACCUGAGCAAUCAGAUGGUGAUUGCAGUACUAGCACUGAAAACUCGUUUUGUUUUUGCUCGCUUACUUCUUAUUUUCCUGACACAAAUGUUCUUCAGUUUUGUUUUUCUGGACAGAAAUGUUGUUUGACCAUGUAUGAUCAGUAUGAUGAAAUUUUGUUUUUUGUUCUUCGAUUA